Cricetulus griseus (Chinese hamster) is the source of this 7622-nucleotide messenger RNA. The record is from RefSeq and is a predicted model, not a curated record. NCBI's taxonomy places the organism in Eukaryota, Metazoa, Chordata, Mammalia, Rodentia, Cricetidae.
UUAAGAGCAAGAGAGUAAGCAGCAUUCUUCCACGGCCUCUACUUCAGUUUCUGUCACCAGGUUCCUGCUUGAGUUUCUGCUCUGACUUCCUCCAAUGAUGGAUUGUGUUGGGGAAAUGUAAACCAAAGAAACUUGCUCUCCCCAGGAGUAAUGAUCUUAUCUGGAAACUGCUGUCUGUGACUUGCUGAGCUGUCUUCCAUUUUAACCCUUGUGAGUUUCAUUUUAGUUGGUGUUUUGAAUCAUUAUAGAGAACACUGAACUCUGAAAACGAUGCUGGAGACCAUAGACAAAAACAGAGCCUUGCAGGCAGCAGAGCGCUUGCAAAACAAGCUAAAGGAGCGUGGGGAUGUUGCAAAUGAAGAUAAACUGAGCCUCCUGAAGUCUGUCCUGCAGAGCCCACUCUUCAGUCAGAUUCUAAACCUUCAGACUUCUCUACAGCAGCUGAAAGACCAGGUAAACAUUGCUACUUUGGCAACUACAAAUGCUGAUCCUGCCCACACACCUCAGCUCAGCUCUUCCUCAAUUCCCACUCUGCAAAGUGAAUCACUUCUACUGUCUCCAAAUAAUGGGAACCUGGAACCACUUUCUGGAUCUGGUGCUCCACCUGUCACGGUUGGGAAGCCUGCCUUUGAUGAACUUGAUCAGCUCAUCAAAAAUAUGGCCCAGGGCCGCCAUGUGGAAAUAUUUGAGCUCCUUAAACCUCCAUGUGGAGGCCUUGGGUUUAGUGUUGUUGGACUCAGAAGUGAAAACAGGGGAGAGUUGGGAAUAUUUGUACAGGAAAUUCAAGAGGGCAGUGUGGCUUACAGAGAUGGCAGACUGAAGGAGAUGGACCAGAUCCUUGCCAUCAAUGGCCAGUUCCUGGACCAGACCAUCACACACCAGCAGGCCAUUAGCAUCCUGCAGAAGGCCAAAGACACUGUGCAGCUGGUUGUUGCUAGAGGCUCCUUGCCUCAGGUCUCCAGCCCCCGAAUUUCCCGGUCUCCAUCUGCAGCCAGCACAGUUUCAGCCCACUCGAAUCCAAUUCACUGGCAGCAUGUGGAAACUAUAGAGCUGGUAAAUGAUGGGUCUGGUCUGGGAUUUGGCAUCAUAGGAGGAAAAGCAACAGGUGUGAUAGUCAAGACCAUUCUGCCUGGAGGAGUGGCUGAUCAGCAUGGGCGAUUAUGCAGUGGAGACCACAUUCUAAAGAUUGGGGACACGGACCUGGCAGGAAUGAGCAGUGAACAAGUAGCACAGGUUCUCAGGCAGUGUGGAAAUAGAGUUAAGCUGGUGAUUGCCAGAGGAGCUGUGGAAGAAACUGCAGCACCCUCCUCUUUGGGCAUCACCCUCUCCUCAUCCCCAGUUUCUACAUCAGAGAUGCGUGUUGAUGCAUCUACUCAAAAAAGUGAAGAAAGUGAGAUGUUUGAUGUGGAACUCACAAAAAAUGUCCAAGGAUUAGGAAUUACCAUUGCUGGUUAUAUUGGAGAUAAAAAAUUAGAACCUUCAGGAAUCUUUGUAAAGAGCAUUACAAAAUGCAGUGCUGUGGAACAUGAUGGAAGAAUCCAAAUUGGAGACCAAAUUAUUGCAGUCGAUGGCACCAACCUUCAAGGUUUCACCAAUCAACAAGCAGUAGAGGUGUUACGUCACACAGGACAGACAGUGCGCCUGACACUAAUGAGGAAGGGAGCACGACAGGAAGCAGAGCUGACAUCUAGAGAAGACGCGGCAAAAGAUGUGGACGUGCCACCUGGUGAUGCCACUGUAAGCAAAGAAAAUUAUGAAAAAGAUGAAGAGUCUUUAUCUUUGAGGAGAAAUAUCAGCAUAUUGCCGAUUGAAGAAGAAGGCUAUCCAUUGCUGUCAACUCAGCUGGAAGAAGCCGAAGAUGUGCAGCAAGAGGCUGCCCUGCUGACAAAGUGGCAGAGGAUUAUGGGAAUUAACUAUGAAAUAGUGGUAGCUCAUGUGAGCAAAUUUAGUGAGAACAGUGGAUUGGGGAUAAGUCUGGAAGCAACAGUGGGCCACCACUUCAUCCGGUCUGUUCUACCAGAAGGCCCUGUGGGACACAGUGGGAAGCUCUUCAGUGGAGAUGAGCUAUUGGAAGUGAAUGGUAUAAAUUUGCUUGGGGAAAACCAUCAAGAUGUGGUCAAUAUUUUAAAAGAAUUGCCUAUAGAUGUGACAAUGGUGUGCUGCCGCCGAACUGUGCCACCCACCGCUUCAUCAGAACUGGAUGGCCUGGACAUAAGUGACCUUGAACUAACAGAAAAGCCUCAUAUAGAUCUUGGUGAGUUCAUCGGGUCAUCGGAGACAGAGGAUCCUGUGCUGGCGAUACCUGAUGUGGAUCAGAAUGCCGAGGAGAUUCAAACACCAGUGGCCAUGUGGGAGGCUGGCAUUCAGUCCAUAGAGCUGGAGAAAGGGAGCAGGGGCCUUGGCUUCAGCAUUUUAGACUACCAGGACCCCAUCGACCCAACAAGCACGGUGAUAGUCAUUCGUUCUCUGGUGCCUGGUGGUAUUGCUGAGAAGGAUGGCCGGCUUGUUCCAGGAGACAGGCUCAUGUUUGUCAAUGACAUUAACCUGGAAAACAGCAGUCUUGAAGAAGCCGUGGAAGCACUGAAGGGAGCGCCCUCAGGGAUGGUGCGGAUAGGUGUGGCCAAGCCUUUGCCUCUUUCACCAGAAGAAGGAUAUGUUUCUGCCAAGGAGGACAUGUUUCUCUGCCCACCACACUCCUGUAAGGAACCAGGCCUGCCUGACAAAGCCCUCUUCAGGGCUGACUUGGCUCUGAUAGAUGCACCUGAUGCUGAGUCAGUAGCUGAGUCAAGAUUUGAUUCUCCGUUCUCUCCUGAUAAUGACAGUGUGUACUCUACCCAGGCCUCCGUUUUAUCUCUUCAAGAUAGUGCUUGCAGUGAUGGCAUGAACUACGGCCCCUCCCUUCCAUCAUCUCCUCCCAAGGAUGUGACUGGAAGUUCUGACCUAGUGCUUGGUCUUCAUUUGUCCUUGGAAGAACUCUACACACAGAAUCUCCUGCCCAGACAGCAGGCUGCCUCUCCUCUCCCAGACAGGAGCAUGGCAGCUACUUCUGGUUCUGCCAUCGGUGACUAUCCACCUGCAAAUGCUGUUGAACAAAAAUAUGAAUGUGCAAACACAGUAGCAUGGACUCACUCACAGUUACCAAGUGGCCUGUGCGCCACAGAGCUUGCCCCUGCACUGCCUACUGCAGCUCAAAAGGGUUCUGAGUAUUUAACUGAAGAGAGCUCUCUGGCUUCUGAUGCGGAGUCUGUCCCACUGCAAAGUAUGUCCCAAGAAACUUUUGAGAGGACGGUCACUAUAGCAAAAGGCAGCUCCAGUCUGGGAAUGACAGUAAGUGCUAAUAAAGAUGGCCUUGGAGUGAUUGUGCGAAGCAUUAUUCAUGGAGGUGCCAUCAGUCGGGAUGGCCGGAUUGCUGUUGGUGACUGCAUUUUGUCUAUUAAUGAAGAAUCAACCAUCAGUUUAACCAAUGCCCAGGCAAGAGCCAUGUUGAGAAGACAUUCUCUAAUUGGACCUGACAUAAAAAUUACUUACGUGCCUGCAGAACAUUUGGAAGAGUUCAGAAUAAGUUUUGGUCAACAAUCUGGAGGAAUAAUGGCACUGGAUAUUUUUUCUUCAUACACUGGCAGAGACAUUCCAGAACUCCCAGAGCGGGAAGAAGGAGAAGGGGAAGAAAGUGAACUGCAGAAUGCAGGCUACAGCAGCUGGAGUCAGCCCCGGAGGGUGGAACUUUGGAGAGAACCAAGCAAGUCCUUGGGCAUCAGCAUUGUUGGGGGUCGAGGAAUGGGGAGCCGCCUCAGCAAUGGUGAAGUAAUGAGGGGCAUAUUCAUCAAACAUGUUCUUGAAGACAGUCCGGCUGGCAAAAACGGAACCUUGAAGCCUGGAGACAGAAUAAUUGAGGUGGAUGGAAUGGACCUCAGAGAUGCAAGCCAUGAACAAGCUGUGGAAGCCAUUCGGAAAGCAGGCAACCCUGUAGUAUUUAUGGUACAGAGCAUUAUAAACAGACCAAGGAAAUUCCCUUUGCCUUCCUUGCCGCACAACCUUUACCCUAAGUACAGCUUCAGCAGCACUAACCCAUUUGCUGACUCUCUCCAGCUCGCCACAGACAAGGCCCCCAACCAGUCAGCAUCAGACUCAGAGAAGGCUCCAAUGUGUGAUGUACCUCCCUCCUCCCCUUCAGGGUUCUCAGAAAUGGGUAGUGACUGUGCACAGCCAUCUACUAUCACAGUCUCAGAAGAUGCAGACAAAGAGGAUGAGUUUGGGUACAGCUGGAAAAAUAUCCAAGAGCGUUAUGGAUCCCUCUCAGGCCAGCUCCACAUGAUUGAGCUGGAGAAAGGUCACAGUGGUUUGGGUCUAAGUCUUGCUGGGAACAAAGACCGUACCAGGAUGAGUGUGUUUAUAGUGGGGAUAGAUCCCACGGGAGCAGCAGGAAGAGAUGGCCGACUUCAGGUUGCUGACGAGCUUCUAGAGAUCAAUGGCCAGAUAUUGUAUGGCAGAAGUCAUCAGAAUGCGUCAUCAAUCAUUAAAUGUGCUCCAUCUAAAGUAAAAAUAAUUUUUAUCAGAAAUGAAGAUGCAGUGAACCAAAUGGCUGUAUGUCCUGGAAAUGCAGCAGACCCUCUGCCUUCUAUUUCAGAAAGUCCUCAAAAUAAGGAGGUAGAACCAAGUGUUACUACUUCUGCAGCUCUGGACCUCAGUUCACUUACAAACGUGUACCAUCUGGAGCUUCCCAAGGAUCAAGGAGGUUUGGGUAUCGCUAUCAGUGAGGAAGACACACUCAAUGGACUAGUUAUCAAGAGUAUAACUGAGCAUGGAGAGGCAGCCAAGGAUGGAAGGCUUAAAGCUGGAGAUCAGAUCUUGGCUGUAGAUGAUGAAGUUGUUGCUGGGUGUCCUGUUGAGAAGUUUAUCAGCCUUCUGAAGACAGCAAAGGCAACUGUAAAACUGACUGUUCGAGCUGAGAAUCCAGCUUGCCAGGCUGUGCCCUCAGCAGCUUCUUCAGCCAGUGGAGAAAGGAAAGAGAGUGCCCAGUCUCCUGCAGUCCCAACUCUGGACCCAGACUCCAUCCCAAAUACAAGCAGGUCAUCAACCCCAGCAGUCUUUGCUUCUGACCCUGCCACCUGUCCCAUUAUCCCUGGAUGUGAAACAACCAUUGAGAUUUCCAAAGGGCAAACAGGACUGGGCCUGAGUAUUGUUGGCGGGUCAGACACACUGCUGGGUGCUAUUAUUAUCCAUGAAGUUUAUGAAGAGGGGGCAGCAUGCAAAGAUGGAAGACUGUGGGCUGGAGACCAGAUUUUAGAGGUGAAUGGUAUUGACUUGAGAAAGGCUACACACGAUGAAGCAAUCAAUGUCCUGAGGCAGACGCCACAAAGAGUACGGCUGACGCUCUAUCGAGAUGAGGCCCCAUACAAAGAAGAGGAUGUGUGUGAUACCUUCACCAUUGAUCUGCAAAAGAGGCCAGGCAAAGGCCUUGGCUUGAGUAUUGUUGGCAAGAGAAAUGACACUGGGGUGUUUGUAUCAGAUAUUGUCAAAGGAGGCAUUGCAGAUGCUGAUGGGAGAUUGAUGCAGGGGGACCAGAUUUUAAUGGUGAAUGGAGAAGAUGUCCGGAAUGCCACCCAGGAAGCAGUUGCUGCCCUAUUAAAGUGUUCCCUAGGCACAGUAACCCUGGAAGUUGGAAGAAUCAAAGCUGGUCCUUUCCACUCAGAGAGGAGGCCUUCUCAAAGUAGCCAGGUGAGUGACAGUAGCCUGUCAUCCUUCACUCUUCCACUUUCUGGAAUAAAUGCAUCUGAAUCACUGGAAAGUAACUCGAAGAAGAAUGCACUAGCAUCUGAAAUUCAGGGAUUAAGAACAGUUGAAAUAAAAAAGGGACCUUCGGACUCGCUGGGAAUCAGCAUUGCUGGAGGAGUGGGCAGCCCACUUGGUGAUGUUCCUAUAUUUAUUGCAAUGAUGCAUCCAAACGGUGUUGCAGCUCAAACCCAGAAACUCCGAGUUGGGGAUAGGAUUGUUACCAUCUGUGGCACAUCCACGGAAGGGAUGACUCAUACCCAAGCAGUUAACUUGAUGAAAAAUGCCCCUGGCUCCAUUGAAAUGCAGGUGGUUGCUGGGGGAGAUGUGAGUGUGGUCACAGGUCAUCAGCAAGAGCUUGCCAACCCGUGUCUUGCUUUCACUGGGCUAACAUCAAGCAGUAUAUUUCCGGAUGACUUAGGACCUCCACAGUGUAAGACUAUAACACUAGACCGAGGACCAGAUGGCUUAGGCUUCAGCAUUGUAGGAGGAUAUGGCAGCCCUCAUGGAGACUUACCAAUUUAUGUGAAAACAGUAUUUGCAAAGGGAGCAGCCGCAGAAGACGGGCGUCUAAAAAGGGGCGAUCAGAUCAUUGCUGUCAACGGGCAGAGUCUAGAAGGAGUAACCCAUGAAGAAGCUGUUGCCAUCCUUAAGCGGACAAAAGGCACUGUCACCCUUGUGGUUCUCUCCUGAACAGGUUGCCAGAGCUGAACCAGCCCAGCCACUUGCUCACCUGCUGUAACAGAGUGGAACUCUCCCUGUGGACUCCCUAUGCUGUGUUCAUUGGGGGAAACUGCGGUCAGGAGAAAAACAUUUAGUGAUUUGUUACUGACAACUUAGCAACAUUUUUCCUUCCCCCUUGCAUUUCAUGGUCCUAAACUCAAAGAGAAGGAAUAUAGGCGUAGUAGGUAAACCUCAUUUUUAUUUUGAAGACAUCUAACAAUUUAUAGUUGUGUGGACAAAAUUAUUAUUGGCUCAUCUUGGUAAUAUGGAAACAAAAUAACUUAAAGCUAGCCAAGAGAAAUGGCUUCAGAAAAUUAGGAUUUAAAAAAAAAGUAAAAAUUUACAAAAAGAAGACAAUCCUGAGUUUUAGAAAAUUGUCCCAAUCUGGCAGUCUCCCACCCCCCAAAAAAUGUACACAGUAAUCUUGAACAGUCUAUUUUAAAAUUGUGAACACUGUAGCAUACUGGAUCUUCUUACCUGUAAUAUAUAUUUUUCUGCUAGCAUGGUUUAGCAGUCUUACUAAGCUUUAAAAAGAAAUCGUGUUUAAUGCAUAUCUUGGUGUUCAUUUUCAGUUUUUGACCUGCUAUGUUUUCACGUUGUUAUAACUAAAAUAAUGCUGUUACCCUGUGUUGGCUACAGUUCUUCAGGAAAACAACCAUCCAGCCAUGGAAGACAUAGGAAGGAGCCCCGAACUUUCUAGUGCUGAUUUAACAUACUGACACAACACUGAAAAUAUGUUAGUGUACUGUGCUAUUGUUUUUCCAUUAGUAUUAAUCUUAAUGACAGAGAAAAAGGCAGUGCGUUAGUAAUUAUUUUGGUUGUACACCAUUAAUAAAUUGACAGAAAAAUUAAGGGGGUUAACAUAACUUCAUUGCUGUGUAUUAACAUCUUAUAAUACAAUAGUUUAAGACUAAAGGAAACAGAUGGAGCUGUUUACUGAGACAACUGGUGAGGAAUUAUCAUGUGUUCAAUCCCAUUUUAGAGCGUGAAACUCCUACAUUAGAAUAUAUAAAGUCACUUUAAAUAUUAUCUAUAUUUGUAACAGGAGUAGUGUACAGAUAUUUUAUUAUAGCAUUCUUGUGUAAAUGUAAAGUGAAUAAAUAAGUUUCUGUGGUGCACAACAAAAA